Molecule: messenger RNA, 4091 nt
Organism: Ctenopharyngodon idella (grass carp)
Lineage: Eukaryota; Metazoa; Chordata; Actinopteri; Cypriniformes; Xenocyprididae
Gene: garem1
Product: GRB2 associated, regulator of MAPK1
Exons: 6
Coding region: 935-3154 (739 amino acids)
Biological process (GO): epidermal growth factor receptor signaling pathway; cellular response to epidermal growth factor stimulus
Molecular function (GO): proline-rich region binding
Source: RefSeq, a predicted model, not a curated record
CAACAGCGGCAGCUGCGCGUGGGCGGGCGCGCUCCUGUGGAAUUCCAAUAAUUAGCCGCUUCGCGCGCUAGGCUAACGAGAGCCUUCACUCCAAUAACACACACAGCGGAAUGCCUUUAAACCGGGGGCUCUACCGACAUCGCGUACACGGUCGACAUUAAAAGUGAUGCAUUUUUAGUUGUUCUGAAUCAGUUAAAGACCAAACAGCCAAAUAAAACGCGGAAAAGAGAGGCAUGGAUGUUAGCAGGCUAACGCACAUUAGCCAGAGGCCAGAGAGUUAAAUAACAGAUUGCAUGCAGUCAAACACCGACCUUAUAACAUUUCAUUUUUAUUAUCUACUUCAAAACUCCUUGGUUUUUUUCGAACUAGACCACAAUCUCCGCAACUUCCUCAAUUCUGAAACUUUAGGUGCGAGGUGCUUUUUAUACUGAAGAAAUUAAAAUGUGUGAAGCACUAGUAAUAUAGGCUUAAUGGAGUUGUUUAUUUAUCAGCGUUUUAAGUGCUUAAAAUGUAAACUCUAAAUGUUGUUGUGUGUGAGCUGAGCUCAGUGCUGUGUGUAAAGAUGGAGGAAGUCGUAAUAUCAGGGGAACUAGAUCAUUAUCAUUAUGGGAACUAGGGCAUUAUAAUCAGACUCACUAACUGAACCCUUGUGCGCUCUUUGGGUACGACGGAGCUAAAGGCACACAAAAGGGAAUCGGUGGAAGGGCUGAGAGAAAAUGACUACCUCUUGAUUCAUUCAUGCCGGCAGUGGACCACAAUUACCGCCCAUAGCCUAGAGGAGGGCCAUUAUGUCAUCGGACCGAAAAUCGAGAUCCCUGUCCAUUAUGAGGGCCAGUUUAAGCUGCUGGAGCAGGACAGGGACAUUAAGGAGCCUGUGCAGUACUUCAACAGCGUGGAGGAAGUGGCCAAAGCAUUCCCUGAGCGAGUUUAUGUCAUGGAGGAAAUAACCUUCAAUGUCAAGAUGGCAUCAGGAGAAUCCAAUGAGGACACGGAAGUCUACAACAUCACACUGAGCACUGGGGAUGAGCUGACACUAAUGGGCCAGGCUGAGAUCCUCUAUGCCAAAACAUCGCGAGAAAAAUCACGUUUCAACACUAUCUUAAAGCGCAUCGGCAAGCUUAACUCCAUCAGUAAGCUUGGCCGUGGAAAGAUGCCCUGCCUUAUCUGCAUGAACCACCGCACCAAUGAGAGCAUCAGCCUGCCUUUCCAGUGCCGCGGUCGCUUCAGUACCUGCUCCCCACUGGAGCUGCAGAUGCAGGAAGGUGAACACACUAUUCGCACAAUCGUGGAGAAGACCAGGUUACCUGUGAAUGUCAUGGUGCCCAGCAGCCCGCCACGUAAUCCGCAUGACCUCCAUUUGAUCCGCGAAGGCCAUCGAUACAAGCUAGUCAACAUCCAGACUAAGACAGUGGUGGUGUGUUGUGUGUUACGUUCGAACAAAAUACUGCCAGUGCACUUCCCCUUGCACGUGCCUACAGCACUGCCACGUUUACUGGUGCCUGAAGGGCUGCUUCAAGGAGAAGCCUGGCUGGAGACAGUGGUCCACCGCUGGUUUGCUUACUGCCAGGAGCAGUUCGACAUUGACGACUACUCUAGGGCAGUCCGAGACGUGCGGGUGGACUGGAUCGAGGAUGGAAAGAGCCCGAAAAAAAGUAGCGCCGGUGGAACGGGAAUCUGCAACAGCAGUGGAAGCGGGAGCAAUGGCUGCCCCUCACAUGUGCAUUUGCCAAGCUCUCUAAGCUCAGCCCGAGAUGAACUGACACAGUCAUUUCAUCGCCUGUCUGUCUGUGUCUACGGAAACAAUCUCCAUGGGAACAGCGAGGUGAAUCUUCAGGGUUGCGUUAGCUUAUGUGGAGAUUAUGGGCCAGUAGAACCACCGGAUGCAGAUUAUCUGCUUCCUGAACUGCUGGAGAGUUCUUCAGGCUCCCUUAAACCAGAUGUGCCAUACGAGGAGCUUUGGAUGGAUCAUGUUAAGAAUCCUGGACCUGUGCUAGACCACACUGAGGGUGUCCGGGGAAACUCUACAGUCUCUGGCUGCACGACUGUACUGCCAUUCUCCACAGCAGGUCCUACAAGUGCACUGUUUGGCACAGAUGUCAAUCUACCUCCACCUCCGGUGCCUCCAAAGUCUGAAGCUGUGAAGGAGGAGUGCCGAUUGUUGAAUGCUCCACCGAUUCCACCAAGGAGCUCCAAGCAGGCAGGCUCAAGCAGUGCCACAGUGCCAUACCCUCCUGCCAAGCCACGUCAGACAGAUACCCGCUCCCCAAGCCCAACACUAUCCUAUUACUCGUCCGGCUUACACAACAUAAGUGGAGAGGGUGAAUCUCAGAGUGAAUCAGAUGAUCAGAACCAUGCAUGUUACCCAUGUAACUGGAUCAGACCAGAUGCCAAUGAAGGCUCCAAGCCUCUCCCUUGCCUCAGUCCUUCGGUAGAUGCCUCUUUCUCCCGCCUUUCCUGGCCUAACGAUUUCUGCGUGGGUGACUCGUCUAAAGGUGAGGACUUCACGUCGUUUCACUGCCGGAGUUACUCCAGUUAUCCUCGGAAGAGGACCCCUGGUACUCCUAAGGCUUGUCCCUCAGGCUUGUUAGACUGGCAAGCAAAUUGUGAUGGGAGUGCUGUGGCCUCCAAGGCCCAAAAGUUUUCCCAGUCUGCCCAGUUUUGCACCAAGUCCACCAGCUACACCAUGGAAAUGUCCAGAGACAAAUCAACAGAGGAAUGUAACACUAAUCAAAGCCAGUCCUGCCCUAUCUUGCCUCCAAGAACCCCUAAAUGUAACGAUACAAAGAAAGAUGCAGAGUGUGCUAUUACAGCCACGGCUGAUGUGGACGUUCUGGAACUUGAGUCCAAAAGCUGCUUGCUUGAAAGAGAGCAUCACGGCACUACAGAUGUGUUCUCCAUUUCCUGUCCUGUAGCUACAGGCUUGUCUUGGCAACCACCAAGUAAUCUAUCAGGUAUCUCCAUUGAGGAGGUUUCUAAGUCACUACGGUUUAUUGGUUUGGCAGAUGAUGUUGUCUCUUUGUUUGUGCAAGAAAAAAUUGAUGGAAAUUUGCUCCUGCAGCUAACAGAGGAGAUUCUGUCAGAAGACUUUAAGCUUAGCAAACUUCAAGUGAAGAAACUCAUGCAGUUUAUUAAUGGCUGGAGGCCCAAAAUGUAAGGCUGAACAAGUAAGCCAGUCUAGAGCAAAACAUGUAAUGUGCUGCAGUGAUGCAGCAGCAAAUAUGGGCCUUCAGUAUUGCAUUAGACAGUUUUGUAUCUCAAUGCUAUGCAGUCUUGUAAUGAUUUUAAUAGCCAUUCUGUUUAAUAUAUACAUGUAUAUAAAUCUAUAUAUUGAUUGCUUUGUGUAUUAACCUGUACCCAUCUCUGUAAUCUCUCUGACCUUACGGUACCUGCACAACAGACUUUAUUUGCUCUAACCCAAAGCCUUUGAAAAACCUGAAGGUAUUCUGACCCAAUCCAACUGUGGCCUAAGUUUCUUUUGUUGUUGAUCAAUAAAGAUGAUUGACAAUCGAUUGGGUAAUUUCUUUACUUUAACAAAUAUAACUUUUUGUUUUACCAUAUGUAAGGAAAAAUUGAUGACGGGCCGUUGAAUUAUUCCGCUGAUACUAUGGUUACUACACCUCAAGACAUUUGUCAGGUUUUUGUCCUUAAAAUGCUCAUGUGUAGGACUAAUUUCUUAUGCAUCUCAUUCCACACCUCUGUUGCUAAUUCCAAAACAUAAUUUUAGAGCUAAUGGAGGUUUGAGCCAUUGAUAGCAGACUAAUGGAGUUAUUACAGUUUUUUUCAACUGCUUAUCACACACAAAAUCACAAUUUCUGAAACCUGACACUCAAAUACCAGAACCACACACCAAAUUUGCAAAACCAUACACUAAUUCUUGGCCUUCAACUCAGUUUUCAAUUUCAUGAAACGACACACAAUUCUCCAUGUAACACAAAUCUAACAGGAAGUUUCUUGAUUUCCUUUUUCUAACACAACCAUUGUUUCUGUCCAACUACGCAUGGUUGAUGUAUUUUUCUUUCAUACUGUGUAAUACUGUAUUCACAGCCACAAAUGCUUACAGUAAAAAAAUAAAUAGUUUGGUUUCAAUCUUG